UUCUAUGCAACGUGCUCGCCUGGUUUUGCAGUAAAAAAAAUAAAUAAAUAGUGACUUUCGAGUCAUUUUAUUAAGGAUAUAAUAAUGAUGAGGCGUGACUGCGACCGGGACAGAGAGCGUGAUGAGCGGUCGAGGGACCGUGACCGGGACAGGGAUUGUGUCCGUGACAGGGUGAAGUCCUCCGGGGUGCCCAACAACCCAAUCGCAGGCAGUGGAGGCUUCUUUAAGCAAAUGCCCUUUCAACAGCAGAUCAACCCCUUUACCAACCUGCCCCACACACCACGCUACUAUGAGAUCCUCAAGAAGCGACUGCAGUUACCUGUCUGGGAGUACAGGGAGAGGUUCACUGACAUCUUGAUGCGUAACCAGUCCUUUGUGCUGGUAGGAGAGACCGGCUCUGGAAAGACCACCCAGAUCCCUCAGUGGUGUGUUGAAAUGGUGCGGUCAAUGCCGGGACCAAAGAGGGCAGUGGCCUGCACCCAGCCCCGGAGGGUGGCAGCCAUGAGCGUCGCCCAGAGGGUGGCUGACGAGAUGGAUGUCAUGUUGGGCCAAGAGGUGGGCUACUCCAUCAGGUUUGAGGACUGCAGCUCUGCCAAGACUGUGCUCAAGUACAUGACAGAUGGAAUGUUGCUGCGGGAGGCCAUGAACGAUCCCCUGCUGGAGCGCUACGGUGUCAUCAUCUUGGAUGAGGCCCACGAACGCACAUUAGCCACAGACAUCCUCAUGGGUGUCCUCAAGGAGGUGGUCCGCCAGAGGCCUGACCUCAAGGUCAUUGUCAUGAGCGCCACGCUCGAUGCCGGUAAGUUCCAGGUGUACUUUGACAGCUGCCCAUUGCUGACUAUCCCUGGACGCACACACCCCGUGGAGAUUUUCUACACGCCCGAACCGGAGCGUGACUACCUCGAGGCCGCCAUCCGCACUGUGAUCCAGAUCCACAUGUGUGAGGGAGAUGAAGGGGACGUUCUGCUCUUUCUCACCGGACAAGAGGAAAUCGACGAAGCCUGCAAGCGAAUCAAGAGGGAGGUGGACGACCUGGGGCCUGAAGUCGGUGACAUCAAAAUCAUCCCACUGUACUCGACGCUGCCCCCGCAACAGCAGCAGAGGAUCUUUGAGCCGCCCCCACCUAAUAAACCAAAUGGCGCCAUUGGAAGGAAGGUCGUCGUGUCAACAAACAUCGCAGAGACGUCCCUGACCAUCGACGGCGUGGUGUUUGUAAUUGAUCCGGGAUUUGCCAAGCAAAAGGUGUAUAACCCUCGUAUCAGAGUGGAAUCGCUUUUGGUGACGGCCAUCAGCAAAGCCUCAGCCCAGCAGAGGGCAGGUCGCGCCGGACGGACACGCCCGGGGAAAUGUUUCCGCCUUUACACCGAGAAAGCUUACAAGACAGAAAUGCAGGACAACACAUAUCCAGAGAUCCUGAGGUCUAAUCUGGGCUCAGUGGUGCUGCAGCUGAAGAAGCUGGGUAUUGAUGACCUGGUGCACUUUGACUUCAUGGACCCACCAGCCCCAGAGACCCUGAUGCGAGCCCUGGAGUUGCUGAACUACCUGGCGGCGCUCAAUGACGACGGUGACCUGACGGAGCUGGGCUCCAUGAUGGCAGAGUUCCCCCUGGACCCCCAGUUGGCCAAGAUGGUCAUCGCCAGCUGUGAAUUCAACUGUUCGAACGAGGUCCUCUCCAUCACUGCCAUGUUGUCAGUCCCACAGUGCUUCGUCCGACCCACGGAGGCUAGGAAGGUGGCCGACGAGUCCAAGAUGCGCUUCGCCCACAUCGACGGAGACCACCUGACGCUGCUCAACGUCUACCACGCCUUCAAACAAAACCACGAGUCCAAUCAGUGGUGUUAUGACAACUUUGUCAACUACCGCUCACUGAUGUCAGCGGACAACGUACGGCAGCAGUUGUCCAGGAUCAUGGAGCGCUUCAACCUGCCGAGGCGGAGCACUGAUUUCACCAGCAGAGACUAUUACAUUAACAUCCGCCGAGUGCUGGUCACCGGCUUCUUCAUGCAGGUCGCUCACCUUGAACGCACCGGCCAUUACUUGACUGUGAAGGACAACCAAGUCGUACAGCUGCACCCCUCCACUGUGCUGGACCACAAGCCUGAGUGGGUGCUCUACAAUGAGUUUGUGCUCACCACCAAGAAUUACAUCCGCACAUGCACCGACAUCAAACCAGAGUGGCUGGUGAAUAUUGCCCCGCAGUACUACGAGAUGGGUAACUUCCCCCAGUGUGAAGCAAAGAGACAGUUGGAGCGUAUCAUUGCAAAACUCUCAUCCAAGGAAUACACUCAGUACUAAGAAGGUUUGCAUGGGCUUCAACAGCAUCGUCAUUAUUUGUACAAAGUUCAUUUUAUGAACUUAUUGAGCGCUUGUUUAUUUAGUUUUUUUUUUUUCCCACAAAAGACCUUAUUUUGAAUUCUAUUUUUGUCCCACUGUCUUUUAAUGUAUUUUCAUAAGAGUUGAUGUUACAUUUUAGGACCUUGUCUUUUUUUUUUUUUUCUCUCCAGCCAACAGGGUUAAGCACCAACCAAGAGAAAUGUACUGUAAAUGACCAGGAAUUAGUCCUCAACCAUUUCUGUCUAGACAUGCAUUCGCACCAGAUCUGGCACUACAACACAGGGGGUAGAAUGACGGGGGCGUGUUGUUUGAGGUACCGUCGGAACAAUGAAAUCCACUCCAGGAAGUCGAAGUUGGAGUUACAGAUUUUAUGCAUUUAAGGAUUCAUCAGAAGCCGAAACACCGCGUGAAAGUCAGGCAAGAUUUUUUUCAAGUCUGGAAAGUUUUCACAGCGGCAACUGUCUUGUCUUUCAUCGUGAUGAUCAUGAGGUAAACCGUUGAAUAUGGCACUCACGUUGCAAAGAAAUCCACCAGGAACGUGUGCUUGCAUUUUAUAUGAUUGGCCGCUGCAGCGUGAUGUCAAGAAAUUGAACCAUUCCUCCAUUGAAAUGAAUGGGAAGACUGCUGUUUUUAAGGCAUUUCCGGAUUUGGUGCGAAUGCAGCCUAAGCAUGAGUUCUCAUAUUUAAUGUAGAUUUCAACAUUCCUUCUUCAAACAUCUGUAAUAAUAUGUCCCAACUCUGGAGUCUUGGCUGUUGUUCCGCUUCUACUGCUAAAAGGUAUUAAUCCAUGGAGAGAAGCUUUUGAUCAAAUGUAAUUUAUACUGUAUUUUGAUGCAGGCAUAAUUUAAUGUUCUCUUGUCAUGGAGAUACUAAUUUCCUGUCAACCGUUCAACUUAAUAAAAAUGACU
Messenger RNA from Scomber japonicus (chub mackerel), 3242 nucleotides. RefSeq names its product DEAH (Asp-Glu-Ala-His) box helicase 15 (gene dhx15). Gene Ontology annotation, cellular component: intracellular anatomical structure; spliceosomal complex. The coding region runs from base 85 to 2295 and encodes 736 amino acids. The record is from RefSeq and is a predicted model, not a curated record. The transcript has 14 exons. Lineage: Eukaryota; Metazoa; Chordata; Actinopteri; Scombriformes; Scombridae. Gene Ontology annotation, molecular function: RNA helicase activity; ATP hydrolysis activity; RNA binding.